Didymodactylos carnosus is the source of this 498-nucleotide messenger RNA. The record is from the annotation of a GenBank genome assembly. Lineage: Eukaryota; Metazoa; Rotifera; Eurotatoria; Philodinida; Philodinidae.
AUGUCAACGAUAAGUUGUAAUAGUUUUGAAGAUUGCAUACUUGACAUGAUACAUAACGAUAAAAAUAUGGACAAUGAAUGUUUUUAUAUACCAUCCCAAGAUAUUUCCUCUUGUAUUUUUGGAACAAUGUCAAACAAUUUUGGACUAAAUGAUCUUAGUCGUACAACACACGAGAUGAAUAUUAUUGCUAAUAAAGCUUACUCAAAAGCAGUUGGUGGACCAGUGAAUGAUUUAUUCAAUGAAGGUCAAAAACUAACAUCAUUAGAUUUGAAUAAUAGUGGUAACAAUAAAUCGUCGAGUGUUGCUCGCUAUAAAACAGAAUUAUGUCGAUCAUUUCAAGAAACAGGAUUAUGUAAAUAUGAUACUAAAUGUCAAUUUGCUCACGGUCAUGAUGAAAUUCGAUCAUUACAUCGUCAUCCAAAAUACAAAACAAUAUUGUGUCGUACUUAUCAUUGUUCUGGCUAUUGUCCAUGGACCGCGAUGCCAUUUUGUUCAUAA